Molecule: messenger RNA, 1296 nt
Organism: Penicillium longicatenatum
Lineage: Eukaryota; Fungi; Ascomycota; Eurotiomycetes; Eurotiales; Aspergillaceae
Product: putative nucleotide-sugar transporter
Exons: 4
Coding region: 1-1296 (431 amino acids)
Biological process (GO): pyrimidine nucleotide-sugar transmembrane transport
Cellular component (GO): Golgi membrane; intracellular membrane-bounded organelle
Molecular function (GO): pyrimidine nucleotide-sugar transmembrane transporter activity
Source: RefSeq, a predicted model, not a curated record
AUGGCGAGCCGCACGUUAGUCCCAUUCCUGGUCACGAUGAUGCUCGUGACCGGGGUUUGCAAUACAAUUUUGAAUAAAUACCAGGACAUGCAAUGUGUUCGAAACUGCGAUUCUCCCGAUCCUACUCAGCGGAAGAUGUUUGAGCAGCCAGUAAUUCAGACAGCGCAGAUGUUUGUCGGCGAGAUGGGCUGCUGGCUAGUCCUCGGUUUAUCGAUUCUUUAUCAGCGAUUCAUUGCUCCCCGUUUGUCACGCGACCAGUCCCCUCUUUUGGCGGGUGGCUACCGUCCUAUCCGCGGCGAGGAUGGCGGCCUAGAGGACGACGAGCACACGAUUGAUGAGAAUGGCAUGGAGCGCAGAAACUCAAUCAAAUCUGUGAUGGAUGAUGAAGGCCGUAUUCCACUGCGUGGAUGGAAGAUUCUCCUUUUGGCUGCGCCAUCCUGCUGCGAUAUUGCAGGAACUACACUGAUGAAUGUGGGCUUGCUCUUCGUCGCAGCGAGUAUUUACCAGAUGACCCGAGGAACCCUCGUGCUUUUCGUCGGACUUUUCAGUGUAAUCUUCCUUCGACGAAAGCUGUACUUGUACCAGUGGAGUGCACUUUUCAUUGUCGUUCUUGGUGUUGCACUUGUCGGUCUUGCCGGUGCUCUUUUCAGCGGUCACUCGGGCCACGACCUCACGCGAGAUGAUGGUAUUUCCUCAUCUGCAGUUGCAGGGACCCCGGAGGCUGUAAAGGCUGUCAUUGGAGUGCUAUUGAUUGCCGGUGGCCAAAUCUUUACUGCCUCGCAAUUCGUGCUGGAGGAGUGGAUCCUUGAGAACUACGCCAUGGACCCUAUCGAGGUUGUCGGAUGGGAAGGAGUAUUUGGUUUCUCAGUGACCUUUACCUGCAUGUGCAUUAUGUACUUGGCCGUUGGACGCACCGAGGCAGGCCAGUACGGCUAUUUCGACAUGAAGGAAGGCUGGCAGCAGAUGACGUCCAACCGUGCUGUGGCGAUGGCCAGUAUCUUGAUCAUGUUCAGCAUUGGAGGGUUCAAUUUCUUCGGUCUCUCUGUAACACGCACCGUCUCCGCUACAUCCCGCAGCACCAUCGACACCUGCCGCACUUUGUUCAUCUGGCUCGUCUCUUUGGGACUGGGCUGGGAGUCUUUCAAAUGGCUUCAGGUCGUUGGUUUUGCAUGCCUCGUUUACGGUACAUUUCUUUUCAACGAUAUCAUCCGUCCUCCGCUCAAGGCCUGUCUCCCCGGUGGUGAGCCUAGAGACCACGAGGAAUUACUUCCAGAGGAACCGAUUGAGCAUAUUUAG